Molecule: messenger RNA, 2316 nt
Organism: Daphnia magna
Lineage: Eukaryota; Metazoa; Arthropoda; Branchiopoda; Diplostraca; Daphniidae
Product: replication factor C subunit 4
Exons: 11
Coding region: 1216-2286 (356 amino acids)
Biological process (GO): DNA-templated DNA replication; DNA repair
Cellular component (GO): DNA replication factor C complex; nucleus
Molecular function (GO): ATP hydrolysis activity; ATP binding; DNA clamp loader activity
Source: RefSeq, a predicted model, not a curated record
UCAGAAAUUGUUUAUUGCCUCUUUUGAUUAUGCCCCUUUAUAAAUAAAUGCAACUUUUGAACCACGCAAGUGUAAAAUCUUGAGGUUUUCUUGAAUUUUUUUUCGAAAACUGCAAGUCACCUCUAAAGUUUUAGUUUUUUAGUUUAUAAUGUCUAUAGUCACAUUAAGUUCAAUAUGAUUUUAUUGAAAUUUGCCUUAAAUAAUCUGAAAAAAUAUCAAUUUCCCGAUAGGGAUUCUAUCAAAAUCACCUCAUGUGUACUACGAUGCCGAUUUAUCCGAUAUUUUUCAAUAGAUGGCGUUUGCUGCAAUACGGAUUUUAACACAGGUUUGAGGGUUAUUCAGAUGCGUGUUAUACGUUUUUGUUUCUCGUUUGUCGUGCUGCCGCUCCCUUACUAACGCUUUUGCAAAGCUGAAAUAACGGCUGACUGGUUGGUCAUGUCUUUUGCGAUUUUUGGGUCAUUAGUUACGCAGGAAAUAAAAUAAAAUUCAAUUUAAGCCUUUUCCCGUCGUUAGAUGGCGUUGCUUUUUUAAGGCUUGAUUUUGUGUUGCUAGGUGGCGUUUGGCUUGAAAAUAUGAAGAAAGCAUUUCUUUCAUUUAAAUUUGGUACCUUCAUUUUAUUCAAUAAUUUUUCGUUUAGUCGCCAAAUUUUUUUUAGUGACGUCAUGUAAUUUUGAAUUUGAAUUUUUGAACGUUCUAUUUGGAACCUUCAAAACUGAAAUUAGUAAUACAUUAAUAUUAUUAUUAACAUCCAUGCAAGAGUAUUAACGAAUCGAUUAAACAAGAUGAAAAUGCUGAACUAUUUAGCAAUUCUAAUACUGAACCUUCAGCAAAAGACUCCCUGUCAUGUUGGGUUUGGAAACAUUUCACGAAAAUUAAGUCGAAGCCAGGGAAAGCAGUCUGCAAGCAUUUAAAAAAAGUGAUGGUAAUUUUAAUUUGAAAUAGCCAGCAGUGUACGCUAGCGACAUAGUGGCCGGUACGACAAUACUUCAACGUUGAAAAAUAGAUAUUUGGCGUGACGGGCCGCCACAGUAACAUGUAUAAAAACGCGCGCCAGAAAAUUCCGAUUAGCAACACCACCACCAAGCUGUGCAUAACCUUGCAGACUUGCUCAUUCUGUUUUAUUGUUUGACAGACGUAAAUUGGGCAGAAAGGAAACUACAUUACGCAAUCCCUUGACCGUAUCUAAGCAGAAGGAGCGUGUUUCUGAUAACCAGAAUGGAUGCGUUUUUAAAAACUGGAAAGCUCUCCAAUCAACCGAAGGAAAGUGGAGCAUCCUCGGUUUCUGAGCCAUUACAACGAAAACGAGGUUCCUUAAUACCUUGGGUUGAAAAAUACCGUCCUAGAACAAUCAAUGAAGUUUCAUACCAAGAGGAAGUAGUUGCUGUGCUUCAGAAAUCUCUUCAAGGAGCUGAUCUUCCUAAUCUUCUGUUCUAUGGCCCUCCUGGUACUGGUAAAACUAGCACAAUAUUGGCAGCUGCUAGAGAACUGUUUGGUGACAUUUACAAGGAGAGAGUUUUGGAGCUUAAUGCAUCAGAUGAACGAGGCAUUCAAGUUAUAAGAGAAAAAGUCAAGAAUUUCUCCCAGAGGACUGUAAGCUCAAUGAGACCUGAUGGGAAACCAUGCCCUCCUUUCAAAAUCAUUAUUUUGGACGAAGCCGAUUCUAUGACAGGUGCUGCACAAGCGGCUCUUCGUCGUACAAUGGAAAAGGAGACUAAAUCUACGCGAUUUUGCCUUAUCUGCAACUACGUUAGCCGAAUAAUAGAACCGUUGACAUCACGCUGCUCCAAGUUCCGGUUUAAACCAUUGCCUCGCGAUAUUUUGGUAAAAAGGUUGGGUGAAAUAUGUGAAUUUGAAAAAAUGGCCUGUACCGGAGAUAUUUUGGAAAGUUUAAUUGAAGCAUCUGAAGGAGACCUACGUAGAGCAAUUACUUUUCUUCAAUCAAUUGCAAAUGUGACAGUGGAAGUCGGUCCAACCAUUGAAGAUAUUCAUGAAAUUACUGGCAGGGUACCCAACCACUGGAUCGAAGGCUUACUGGAAAAAUGUGCUACGGGAUCAUAUGAUACGAUCCAAUCAUAUAUUUACAAUUUCUCAGCCGAAGGAUUUUCAGUUUCUCAGCUUCUUAAUCAGUUGCAUGAACGAGUCAUCUUUUCGACCGAAUUUUCCGCAAAACAGAAGAACUUGAUCUGUGAAAAAGUGGCGAUUUGUGAUCAUCGUUUGGCGGAAGGAGCUGAUGAACAACUUCAGUUGUUGGAUCUUAGCUGUACUAUUAUGAUUUCUUAUCAAUAGAUGUUUACAAUAAAACAACUCUGGCGGCAA